GGUACUUAGAGUGGAGUCUGUUACGGAUACAGAUGUAUCUAUCCCAUCCAUUUGACCACGCGCGAUUCAAGCUUCAUCAGGGAAAGCUAUUUCAGUAGUGGAACAUGGCUGCCACCAAAGCUGAGCACACGGCGACCCAAACAACCAGCUCCGCGGACAUUCUGCAUGAGUUCCAGAAUACCAUGGACGAGUUUGCCAAGGCGAGGUUGUCGGAAACAUUCACACCAAGUCCGCCCAUCAAGGAUGUGUCCCCGUCUUUGUCAACGUCAGGCCGUCGCCGACCGGGGGCUGCGCAUACUCCCCACCGUCUGUCCAUGGCCACCAUUGGCUGCCUCCCCGACAACGUCCAACAAGCCAUACAGAGCUUCUCAAUUCAAGACGGUCGACAGCACAUCACCAUAGCGUUUCCACACAUGGUAGAAGACUUGCGGCAGUGCUCCAAUGUUUCCUCCAAAUCCCCAUUUGGACAUGUGAUAUUCUUCCAUCAUGAGAAAUCCUUCAUCCAAGGAUUUGAUUCCUUUUCCACAUUCUAUAAAGACAACUGUUCCAGGUACCGUGUGUUACUGUUGACCCUUCUGGAGACCGGCAGCACUGUCGGCAUCACGCGACACUUCCAGUCUCUUCUCGGACUGCUGCUGGACACCAGGUCGCCACUGUCCAGUUGGAACAUGCCGGUUUGUGUUACUGACGUCACGGCGUCACAAUUGGAUGACGUCAUCAAAACAUGUGCACAAACUGUCCUGGAUAUCCAAAGUGAAAACCUUACAAAGACCUACCCCUCAGAAAGUAUAUCUGCGCUGUACAAAUACGUGAAGGAAAAUAUUAUAUCACCCAAGUUCUGCACCUACCGCGCCCACUUGGAGACGUCACUUUACAAUUCUCUGAAGAAGUGUUCCUACACGGAUCCCAACCAAGUGUUUCAGCUAAUGACGUACAUUCAGUCAAGGGAUUGUAGUGAAAAGGAAUUCCUACAAGUUCACGCUUUUAUGCAGUCAGCCAGUACAGAAGCGCCACUUCGGGACCUGUGGUUGUCACUGACAAGGACCAAUCUCAUCUACAAGUUGUUCCCAGCCUCGAGGGGUUCCCACACGUUCCCAGUCGUUCCCCACCUUGACAUGUCGGCUUUGCGGGAAUUUGCCUGCUUCCAUAACACAACACUCAAAGACGUUCUCCAGACUGUCUUCAGGGCACUGAAGUUCUGUGGAGAGACACCGUUUGACAAUACGGGGACCAAGAGCGACACAACACCAGUCCCCACAUCAUGGCGUACAGAUCACCAGGUGGACAGGGGCGUACUGAGUUCAGCCUCAAGAUACACCGUCACCCAAGGACAUCAUGUCUUGUCACCCUUCCUUUCGUUUUCUGGACUAAUUUGUCCAUGGGAACCUCACAAUAAAUUCUAGAACGUUG
This is a messenger RNA of Haliotis rufescens (red abalone), 1410 nucleotides long. RefSeq lists its product as uncharacterized. The transcript is spliced from 10 exons. The coding region runs from base 105 to 1403 and encodes 432 amino acids. Lineage: Eukaryota; Metazoa; Mollusca; Gastropoda; Lepetellida; Haliotidae. The record is from RefSeq and is a predicted model, not a curated record.